Fulvia fulva is the source of this 258-nucleotide messenger RNA. RefSeq lists its product as uncharacterized. The record is from RefSeq and is a predicted model, not a curated record. The coding region runs from base 1 to 258 and encodes 85 amino acids. The transcript has a single exon. NCBI's taxonomy places the organism in Eukaryota, Fungi, Ascomycota, Dothideomycetes, Mycosphaerellales, Mycosphaerellaceae.
AUGAGCAGCCAACCAACGCAGAUCAGAUGGAGCCAAACACCCAGGCCGGACAAGGCCGGAGAGCGCAGCGUGCUUAGCGACGAUCUCAAGGAAUUCUCUAGGACAUUCCAGCUGCCAUCGAAAACGUCUGGGAAUGCGCUUGGUAUGCAGAAAGAAGCACUGGCUGAGACGUCGUCGGACAAGAAGACAACUUCCGAGGAUGGAAAGAUUUUGGAGCAAGACAGUCAAGGACCGCAGAAGACUACCAAGACGACCUGA